AUAUCAAUUUUCGCAAUUUCAGCAUAACAAACAAUUGCAUGUAACUUGGCACAAAAUCUCUCAUUGUCUAUUUAUUUUCUGUGUGCAUGUAUGAACCCUCUUUAAUUCCGCAAAUGGCUGCGUAUGGCUGGUUGAUCUGUGUCAUGUUAUUAAUGGUGGGUAGUUUAGCAAGUAGCCAGAAUGUACUUGGUCAUAAUCACUCUAAAUAUCCACCGGACUUGAGUACUAUUUGUCACGAUGAUUCCCUCACCAAAGGUUACAAGUGCGAAGAUUAUGAUGUGAUAACCGAUGACGGGUAUGUACUAAGGAUGCAUAGAUUUCCUCAAGGCCGGAUUAAUUACCGCGGUAGAGGGAAGAAACCACCGGUUUAUCUGCAGCAUGGAGUACUAGUGGAUGCAUCGAAUUGGUUCACAGUAAGCCAUGCUGAUCAAGCGUUACCAUUAAUCUUGGUCGAGGCUGGCUUCGAUGUGUGGCUGGGUAAUACUAGAGGCACUCGAUAUAGCAGAAAACACGUCUCGGGAAAUUUUUCUAAUUCGGAUGAUUAUUGGGACUUCACGUUCUCUGAAAUGGGGAAGUAUGAUUUGCCGGCUUUUAUUGAUUUUGUGAUCCUACAAACAGGCCAAAAGGUCCAUUACAUGGGUCAUUCCUUGGGAACUACGCAGUUUUUUGCAGCCUUUUCAGAAUGGAAAGUAGAAAAAAAAGUGAAAACCGCGACACUUUUAAGCCCAAUAUCUUUCUUGAACCACAUUACAGCUAAAGGAGCUAUUAUUGCAGCCAAAGCCUAUAUUCCUGAGAUUGUUGGAACAUUUGGUAUAUCACACAUCAAUCUAAAAGUACAACCACUAAGCGCCAUCACUUAUGCUUUAUGUAAUUUUCCGGGGGUAAAUUGUUGGGAGGUUUUUGCAGGAUUCUCAGGCCCUAAUUGUUGUAUGAAUGCCUCUACCGUCAACCUUUACUUGCAUAAUUGGCCGCAAGCUGCUCCUAUCAAGACCUUAAUACAUUUAUCACAAAAUAUCAGAACCGGAGUAUUCUCUAAAUACGAUUACGGGGAUCCAGCCACUAAUCUGCAACAUUACGGAGUUCCAGAGGCUCCGAUUUAUGAUUUACAGACAAGUAUACCGAAAGAUUUUCCCUUGAUGCUCUGUCAUGGAGGUCCAGAUGCACUUGCUGAUCCAACAGAUGUGCAGAGAACUCUUUCCCUUUUGAGUUCUCACAGGAAUAUUCAUCAAAUUUAUAUGGAUAAUUAUGCUCAUUAUGAUUUCGUCAAUGCAAUGACUGCUAAAGAUGAUCUAUACCCUGAUAUUGUCAACUUUAUCAGGACACAUAAUCAUCGGUAGGCGGUUUAAGAAUGUGAUUUCGUUAAUAAUUUGUAUUUCGUAAAAUCUGAUUAAGUUGUACUGUAGGUGUUGUCAAGUUGAGACUUGCUGACAUAAAAUCAAUAAAAUUUCGUAAAAAUUAUGAGAUGAUGAUACUAUCUGAUUAUUACAA
Molecule: messenger RNA, 1488 nt
Organism: Daucus carota subsp. sativus
Lineage: Eukaryota; Viridiplantae; Streptophyta; Magnoliopsida; Apiales; Apiaceae
Product: triacylglycerol lipase 2
Exons: 9
Coding region: 87-1337 (416 amino acids)
Biological process (GO): lipid metabolic process
Molecular function (GO): hydrolase activity, acting on ester bonds
Source: RefSeq, a predicted model, not a curated record